AUCUGAGGCGCCUUCAGGAUGACAGACAUGGGAUGCCCCCGAAAAAUCGUCACAGAAGUUUCAAGUUGAAACUUCCCUCUCUCAGGAAGGAAUUGCGCGUCAAGUCAAAGGUCACCGAUGUUAAUACGGACCCGGAAAAUCCCCCUAUUCCUGAAGAAUCAGUGGCCUUAAAUCGGAUCAAUGGUUCGUACGAUGAAAUACAGCAUUCUUACUCAAAUACUCUUCCAUCAACCAAUUUUACCAUGGAGAAAGGAACAUGGGACAAUUUGGACCAAUCAAAUUCAGUGAAAUCUCCGACCCGUGUUUCGCAGGACAAUACUCUGACCUUGCCAAGCGUUGGGUUCAUACGACGGGCAUCGUCGCUUGAACGGCUGGAUUUGCAGAAGAAUUGUGAUACAAACCAGGAAUCUAGUGGACAAGACAUUAGGACUAGAGUGAAUAAUAGUAGACCAAGAUCGAAUACACUCAACGAGAAAGUAGGCAACCACAUAAAAGGGAACCAGCUUAACCAGGCAACCAGUGACUCGGAGCUUAACAACCUCCGCCCUAGGGACCUGCAGGGGGGCAGCGCGAUAGAUCUCACAGAAGCGGAGAAGUUGAGGGCGCUGGAGGGAGUGGAUGGCCUUGACAGUCUCAAUAAGGGGGCCAAGGGCGGGGCCUUCCUGCCCGGAGUGCGGGACAUGAAGCAGAACGUGUCUGAAAAAGUGGUGCAGGUGUUGUCACUAGGGGCAGACGUUUUACCAGAGUACAAGCUGCAGUCACCACGGAUACACAAGUGCACGAUCCUACACUACUCACCGUUCAAGGCAGUCUGGGACUGGAUCAUCCUCCUGCUCGUCAUCUACACAGCGGUCGUGACUCCCUACAUGGCCGCCUUCCUCCUCAACGAACACAACCGGGACGCCAAGACCCGCUACUCUGACCCUCUCACCAUCACCGACCUCAUCGUGGACAUCAUGUUCAUCAUCGAUAUUCUCAUCAACUUCCGCACGACGUAUGUGAACAAGAAUGACGAGGUGGUGAGUCAUCCUGGGAAGAUCGCGGUGCACUAUUUCAAGGGCUGGUUCCUGAUCGAUGUCGUCGCGGCGAUACCAUUUGAUCUGCUGCUAUGGGGAUCGGAAACUGAUGAGACAACAACAUUAAUUGGUUUGUUAAAGACAGCUAGAUUGCUUCGACUUGUACGAGUGGCCCGCAAGUUGGAUCGAUACUCAGAAUAUGGGGCGGCCAUGCUGCUGUUGCUUAUGGCGACCUUUGCCCUCAUCGCUCAUUGGUUGGCAUGCAUCUGGUACGCCAUUGGAAACUUCGAGCGCCCACACCUGCCGUACCCCAAGAUAGGUUGGUUGGAUGAGUUGGCGAGGCAGACGCACCAGGAGUACAACAGUACGCACGAUGGGCCCUCGAUGAAGUCGAAAUACGUGACCGCCUUGUACUUCACGUUCAGCAGUCUCACCAGUGUGGGCUUCGGAAACGUCUCUCCGAAUACAAACUCCGAAAAAAUCUUCAGUAUUCUUAUCAUGUUAAUUGGAUCUCUAAUGUACGCCAGUAUAUUUGGUAACGUGAGCGCCAUUAUACAGCGCCUCUACUCGGGCACGUCACGCUACCACACGCAGAUGCUUCGCAUUAGGGAGUUCAUACGCUUCCACCAGAUACCCAAUCCUCUGCGACAGCGACUCGAGGAGUACUUCCAACACGCCUGGUCAUACACUAAUGGCAUCGACAUGAAUAUGGUGCUGAAAAGCUUUCCAGAGUGUCUACAGGCAGACAUCUGCUUUCAUCUUAACCGCACCUUGCUCAGUAACUGUUCAGCCUUCAGAGGUGCUAGCCCGGGCUGUCUGCGGGCGCUAUCCAUGAAGUUCAAGACGACCCACGUACCCCCCGGGGAUACCCUGGUACACAGGGGCGACAUCCUGACCGCCCUCUACUUUGUGUCCCGAGGGUCCAUUGAGAUACUGAAGGAUGAUAUUGUGGUUGCUAUUUUAGCGGGCCAAGAAGAUGAAUCAAAAGCUAAGAAAAAAACGCCAAAUAAAUGGAAGGACGAUGUGUUUGGUGAGAAUAUAUGUAAGUACAAGACUGUGGGGAAGUCGAGUUGUAAUGUACGGGCACUCACCUACUGCGACCUGCACAACAUCCACCGUGACGAUCUAUUGGAGAUUCUGGACAUGUAUCCGGAAUUCGCUGAACAGUUCAAGAAAAAUCUUGAGGUCACAUUCGAUCUCAGAGAUCGAACAUUGGCAGGAGAUGAGGAGGACUUCUUUGGAACAUUCUGGAUGGGUCGCUCUUCAGAUCACGAUGACAACAGUCCUCAAAAACCUCAAAACCUUCGUAAACGGAGAGCAAAAACAAAGUCCAACAUACAGCCUGCAGAAGAUGAAAAUGACGGUCUACAUUUCCGACCGCGACGUAUUCGCCGGAUGCUUGCAUUAACGGAGCCAGGCCCCACCGUCUCAAUGUCGUUUGAAGACUCUUCAGAGGAAGAAAUUCGCCAGAGCGGUGCUGGCAUACUUGAGUUCUCUCCCUUGAAAGCCGGUCAAGACGUUACCCCUGCAAAUUUAGACUUCAGUCAUCAUAGCCAUUGGGACAGGGAAAAGGAGAGGAAACGGUCGUCUGGAUUUACGACACUUACUGGAGCGUUGACCAGUGUGAAUAAUCUGGUGAACUUCCCGCUGUGUCGUGAGCAGAGACGCAGCCCUCGCUCUUCAGACACUGCACCCUUACUGACUGAGUCCGUCUCACCUACAUCACACCAUCAUACCAAGACUACGUCCAGUUCAAGUGUUCCAAAGUCCUCAUCAAGCAUGACCCUGCCUGUGUCAACUCCCUCCAGCCACUACCAGUUUGACGAGCCUGUUCAGAUACAUAGCACACAACUUACAGAAUCCUUGCAGGUGCUCCUUCCUGCUUCGCAGUUGGCAGACGUGGAGACAAGGAUAGAACUGCUGGGAAAGCAACUUGCAAGAUUAGAGCUUAAGUUGAGUUCGGAUAUCACAAUGAUUUUGUCGCUUCUACAACAACAACAGCAGCUAAGUGCCUCGUCGGGUGGGGCCCAACACGCGGCACAUCCCUCUGGUGCUGUCUCUAGGUCACACCCUGUGCAUCAAACUGUGCCUGAACAUAUAACGGAAGCGUCGGAAGGGUUUUGUCUGCUACAUGGUCUCCAUGGUGAUAGCAAUGAAGAAAAUGUACCCCGUCGUAAGCCCCAAGUGUUGGGAAGGGGCCAGGAGAGGCAACUGGGUCGGAGCUUCUCUCUGGACCAGACCCAAGGUCAGAUACGUGGAGGUCACAGGGAGCCUGCUACCCAGAGAUUUAGUCUGCCGCUAGUAAAUGUGGUGGACGUAGAGAGUCGGGAGGUUGCAGACAAUCUUUGGCAGCUGCAGUCUGAUACCAAAUCUUCCUGUGGUUGUAUCCGUAGUCAUGGUAACGGCCAAUCAGAAUCAACCUUCCCUCCAGAUAGCCAAUCACUUUCAAUCUUCCCAACAACCAGCCAAUCAGAACCCUUCUCUAGAACUUCAGAUUCGAAUUCUCAGUCUGUUAUUCAAUCAGAGAAUAGACUGUCUUCAAUUAUCAGUUCACCCAAUAUAGAGGAGGAUACACAGAUGACUUCACUGUCAGAGGAUCAAACCUGUGAUGAACUUCAGUCCAGUCAACAUUGUGAUCAUUUGUCUGAUGAUUUUGAGGAGGAGAAGGGAGAGGAAGACUGUGGGGAGAGAUACCUUGGCAUGCAAGCAUCUUGUGACACUAAUCAAGCUUCUAGGGACAUGGAUCUUUAUCAAGCGUCUGGGGGACAUGAGCAGCAAAGAAGUGCUUCUUGUGAUGCAGAUCAGUUUGAAUAUGAUUCAGGGGAUGAGUUACUUGAAAAUGAAAUGCUGGACUUCCGUUUGAUGCCUCAUGAUGGUUCAUGUGACCUGGACAAACAAUCAAACAGCAUAUCUGUAGAAACUGUGUGUACACCUAGUAAAAGCACAAAGAAUACUGCAGUGUAACGUAUUUCUUUAAAUAAAUUUGAGCUGCGCUCUGUGAUAAACAGGUUUACUGCAUGCGCGUAAAGUUGUGUCCCAGUUAAGCCUGUAAAGUCCAUGCAGGCUAAUCAGUGACGACACGUUCUGCUUAUAUGGUAUUUUUCUUUUAAGGGAAGUCUCUUCUUAGAGAAAAUUCAGUUUAGGCGGAAAAUGUCCCUUAAAAACGUGUCUGUAUUGCACAGGCUGAUCUGGGACAGCGCGUUAUGUACAUGCAUUAAGCCCCAGUCUGUACUGCACAGGCUGAUAUGGGACAACGUGUUAUGUACAUGCAUUAAGCCCCAUUUUCGCAGAGCUAGGCUCAUAUGUCGUAUGUUUUGUUAUAGCAUAAAUAUUUGCACUGUUUAAUCAAAUAUUUGCAAAACAAAAACUGAAGUUGUUAAGUGUUCAUAUAGAAUAUGUAUAUAAUACAUGUGUAUUAUGCUGUGCAAAUGUUUAAUAUGCCAUUUAUACUUGAUUAAGCACAAUUCAAUGCACUAAAUUAAAUAGAUAGAAAAUGUAGAUCAAUCCAGUGAUUUUAUUUGGUUGCAGUGCUAGAGUGUUGAACAUAGUUCCAGUAUUAGACAAAAUCACAAUCAUUGUAGCAAUUGAUCAACAUUGUGUUAUAUAAUUAUAGGAAAAUAUGUUUUGUUGGAUAUAUUGUUGUUAUUAAAUAUUUGGCAUGAAUUAUGAAUUUAUGACAUUUUGCAUAUUUAAAAUGGUUGUGGUUUUAUAAUUUGUAAAUCAUUAUAUUCUCCAAUACACCAGGCACAACUGAAAAAUGUUUCUAUUUACACUAUAUUUUCACUAUUAAUAGGUACAAAGUUAUCAUAUUAGUUUUAUUAUACACUUAAAAUGAUAUUCAGUGCAGCUUUUUGAUGUUCUUCUAUUUAUAUUCUAUUAUUAUUUCAUAAAAAAGUGUAAAGAUAACGUUAAGAAUUUAGCCUUGCACCAAGAACUUGGCUUUAUGCAUGGGCUUAAAGUGUUAGCCUAGAUAAGCCUGUGCAGUCCACACAGUUUAAACAGGGACGACAUGUUAGCCUAGAUAAGCCUGUGCAGUCCACACAGUUUAAACAGGGACGACAUGUUAGCCUAGAUAAGCCUGUGCAGUCCACACAGUUUAAACAGGGACGACAUGUUAGCCUAGAUAAGCCUGUGCAGUCCACACAGUUUAAACAGGGACGACAUGUUACACUUAGACUGGAGACUUCCUUUAACCCAGAUUGGAAAUGGCUAUGUGCAAACAGCAUAAAACCAGAACAGCCUGCGAGUAACUCCCAGUCUGUUCAGGUUUUAUGCUGUUUGCUGCUCAUCAGUAUUAAAGGUUUUGAGAUGAAGACUUAAAUACUUGAAUCUGUUAAGAAAGGUCUUAAAUUAAAUAUAAUUUUCUAUGGGACUACAUGAUGUGUGAAAAUAUGUCUCUAAGUGGAAAAGAGUUAAACGUUAUAUUCUAUUUUAUUAUACCUCACUUUUAUUCAUAGAAAUACUGACAGACCCAGUGGGGAAAAAUUUACUGUCCUAAACAUACUGUCGCCUGCUCCAAAAAAUACCGUACCCCACUACCUUAGCAAUCACUUGCAGAAUAGUAAAAAAUUAUACGGUCUCAUUUGCCCUUGCGCAGCACGCAGUUUUGCAUUUCUGUUGAAAACAGAUGACCAAAUUCAUGGUUCAUUAAAAUUGUUCAUGUUUGAAUAGUUUUUUCGGUAUAAUAAAAUAAAUAUUACAAAAGUGAGUUCUAGUCAUCUAGUGAGUUUUAAAAUGGUUAUGAUUUGUCCAAAAUUAUGGCCACCAAGGGGCGGGGCAUUUUGCCUUAUAUGGCUAUCGUAAAACAAUGUUAGUAUUGUAGAAGUCACAUUUUUUUGUCCAAUCUUCAAGAAACUUGGUCAUAACAUUUGAACUAAUGAUAUCUGGGCUGAGUUUGAAAAAAGUUCCAGCCUGCUAAAAAUAUGGCCACCAGGGGGUGGGGCAUUUUUCCUUAUAUGGCUGUGGUAAAACUUUUUUAACUCUUUAAAAGUCAAAUUUAUGGUCAAAUCCUUAUGAAACUUAGUCAGAAGAUUUGUUCUGAAGAUUUCAUUGAAAAACAUGGCUGCCUGGAAGCUGGGCAUUUCUCUCAAUAUGGGUAUAGUUAAUUCUUGUUAACUCUCUAGUUUAUUUUUUGACCAAGUUCGAAAAUGGUUUUAGAAACGUCUCAAAAGUUGCUGAGGGCAGUUCAGUUCCCUGAAGUCUCGGGUGAGCCACCGUGGGCCUCUGGCCUUCUUGUUUUUUUUAAACACAAUAUUGAAUGGAACAAAUAUUUUAGACUUGCUAUGGGAAAAGGGGGCUUGAUGCAUGUGUGUUAAGUAUUGUCACAGAUAACUCUGUGCUGUCCACACAGGCUAAUCGGGAACAAUACUUAAAUAUUGCAUUUAUGGGAUUUCUCAUAAAAAGGAAUUCUGUUCUAAAUGAAAAUCUCUUUAGGACUGCACGGGACUGUACAGGCUAAACUGGGACAGCACUUAGCGCACAUGCAUUAAACACUGUUUUACCAUACCAAGGCUCAUUAAAAAUCAUGCCUUUUUUCCUAUAUAGCUAAUUGCACAGGCUUAUCUGAGACGACACUUUACGCACAUGCAUUAAGUCGAGUUUUCCCAGAACGAGGCUCAAUUGAAAACCAUCAAUCUGAUAGAAAUGGAGUUGUGUUCUGUUCUGAGUUGUUUUCUCCCUUUAUCAUUUUUUUUUUCACAAUGAAAACCUGGUUUUGUGACAAUUUUGUCCCUUGUUUUUAAUGUUCUGUUUGUUCCUUAGUAAUUUUUAUGCCUCUGAUAGGGUGGCAUAUAGCAUUUGAACUGUCUGUCAGUCCGUCUGUCUGAAAACUUUAACAUUGGCCAUAACUUUUGCAAUAUUGAAGAUAGCAACUUGAUAUUUGACAUGCAUAUGUAUCUCAUGGAGCUGCACAUUUUGAGUGUUGAAAGGUCAAGGACAUCCUUCAAGGUCAAAGGUAAAAAAAACAAAUCCAAGGGAAGUAACAAGCUUUAAAGGGAGAUAAUUUCUAUUGAUCCUUUGGCAGGUACAGAUCAUUUUCACAAGGGAAGUAAUAUUUUUAAAGGGAUAUAAUUUUUAAAAAUCAAAGUGAUGCAGUAGGGUGCAUUGUAAUUCUGACAAACACAUCUCUUGUUUUUUAAUGUUUUGAUGAAUAUUUUUUUAUUGUUUCUUGUUUUUUCUUAUUUGUUGAUAAUUAUAUAAUGUUUUGGUAUUAUGUUUGUUGAUUUAUUAGAAAUUGUUUACCAUACAAAUUUAGUAAUUACCUCAUUACUUUUCAAUUAUACUGUGCUCAUUAAUACAUUUAUUUUAUAUGAGCCUUGUUCUGAGAAAACUGCGCUUAAUGCACUUUCUGCCUUUAUGACAUUUUUCGUUUAAAUGAAGUCUCUCCUUACCAAAAAUUAAGUUUAAUUUCCAACCCUAAUAUACUGAUGAGCAGCAAACAGCAUAAAACCUGAACAGACUGCGAGUUUAUCGCUAGGUCAGUUUUGACUGUAUAAUAUCACAGAAAAGUUCCUUGAUUAACCAUGAACCAAAUGCCUCAUGCUUCUUUUGAUUGUUUAAUCAAGAUGGAUAGUACAGUAUCCAUUUUCUGGCUAUACAGAAAACUUUUUAAAUCUUCUCACAGAGACCGCUAUCAAGAUUUCUAGAAUCCUAAUAAAUGUCUUUGGUAAAUUUAAUUUAACUUUGUUUCAGUGCACUUGAUUAAACUCAUCGUGAUCAUAAAGUGGUCUUUUUAAAUUGUUUCUUAUUAUCUGUAUGUAAAAGACAUUUUAGUUUUGUACAAUGUACAAGUUGUAGUUUUUGUAGAACAGGGGUGAGCAACCGAGGGCCAUGAUGGUUCUUUUGAUAUAAAUGGCUUUUAAAUAUAGGAAGAGAUUCCAGGUAUGUUCUCCACUGUAUACCAACAACAUACCUUAUAGAAAGUCUUGAUAUUCUGGCAUUGGGAAAACUGGGCUAAAUACAUGUAGAUAGUGUCUUUCCUGAUAAGCAACAGUUUACAUAUAUGCAAUAAACCCUGUUUUCCCAAGUGAGGCUCAUAUCUCUGUAGAACUGUAGAAUGGCGUAGAUGGGUUGCAAUCAUGGUGCAAGAUACAUCUAAUGGAGUAUUCAAGUAUUGCAGUAAUUACUGUCUUUUCCAUCAAAGAGGAUGGAGUGGUACGUUGGUUUGCUGUACUUGGUUUGUUGGUAGACUUGCUAGGUUUGGUUUGAUGGUACACCUCUCUUACUUGCGUUUUAAUUGAUCAUAACUAUUCUCAUGUAUUGUUGUUAUGAUGAUGUUAAAUAGGAAGUCAUGUGGAACACAAUUAUAUUAAAGCAAUUAUAUAUGAUUUUAGUAUCAACCUUCUAUUUUUAAAACUUAUAAACCAAUGCAAUAUCUGCAAGGAAUUGUGUGUACUAUAUAUAGGAUCUGGCAUGAGUUGUCUUAUAAUACCAUAUUUUAUUAAACGAGUUCAGGAAUUUUGUUAGUAAGCGAGCCUUUGACGAGCUUACUAAUGAAUUUCCUGGACAAGUUUAAUAAAAUAUGGUAUGAUAUGACAACCAGUUUCAGAUUUUUGUAUCACAUGCUUUUAAACGAGCAAAUUAAAUAAAUAUUUAUGCAAACAUAAUGAUUAAUCCCGAAUGUUGUUUACAUUUUGUGACGUCAUUUGACGUUGCAAUGUCAUUCCAGCAAAAUAACAAAAUGCGAUUGGUCAAUAAACGAAAAUUAAGCCAAUGAAAACGCUUCAAAAGUAUAUUACACAUGUUUAAUAUGAAAAUAUAUGUAAUGUUUAUAUUACAUGGGAAACAGGGUAUGGCAUGUGAUGAAAUUGAAUUCAUUUACAACAACAACAAAGGUUUAAGCCAAUUCCAACUGCUUAACUCGUAUUUCAUGUUUUUGUACAUGAAGGAGUUUUAUAAUGUACAGGCGAAAAUUAUAUCUUAUUGUGUACCUCAAAUGAAAUUUAUUAUCUGGUAACAUUUCUUCUGAGAUUGUUAUCUAUUUGUUUUUUAAUUCAUCUACUAAUGAUUUGUUUUCAACAAUUAUUCCGGUAUGAUUUCUUUAUUUUUAGACAGGUUGUAUAAGCUUGCUUUAAUGAAAACAUUGUUCAUGUAUAUACUACAGAUCUUCUGCACUAUUUCACAUAAUUUCUGUCAGAUUAAAAGCAUACGCUUGCACAAACAUCAUAUAUUUAAGUAUUGUAAUAUUAUCCAAUGGUGUUAGUUGAUAAGUUUAUGCUUAAUGAAAUGUUACAUUCCAUUGUAACUUGUUAUAUUGUUAAACCAAUGAAGAGCUUUAUGUACAAUAUUUGUUUGAUUUUUUAACUCACCUGUCAUGAAGUGACACGGUGAGCUUAUGUGAUCGUGUGAUGUCCGGCGUCCGUUGUGCGUGAGUCCGUCAACAAUUUGUUUGUGUAGACAGUAGAGGUCACAGUUUUCAUCCAGUCUUUAUGAAAUUUGGUCAGAAUGUUUAUCUUGAUGAAAUCUGGGUUGUGAUUGUAUUUGGUUCAUCUGGGGUCAACAACUAGGUCAAAUAAUAGAAAAACUUUGUGUAGACAAUAGAGGUCACAGUUUUCAUCCAAUCUUUAUGACAGAAUGUUUAUAUUGAUGAAAUCUGGGUUGGGAUUGUAUUUGGGUCAUCUGGGGUUAACAACUAGGUCACUAGGUCAAAUAAUAGAAAAACCUUAUGUAGACAAUAGAGGCCACAGUUUUCAUCAGAUCUUUAUAAAAUUUGGUCAGAAUGUUUAUCUUGAUGAAAUUUGGGUUGCGAUUGUAUUUGGGUCAUCUGGGGUCAAAAACUAGGUCACUAGGUCAAAGUUUAAAAAACUUGUGUAGACAAUAAAGGUCACAGUUUUCAUCCAAUCUUUAUUAAAUUUGGUCAGAAUGUUUAUCUUGAUGAAAUCUGGGUUGGGAUUGUAUUUGGGUCAUCUGAGGUCAAAAACUAGGUCACUAGGUCAAAUAAUAGAAAAAAACUUGUGUAGACAAUAGAGGUCAAAGUUUUCACCAUAUUUUUAUGAAAUUUGGUCAGAAUGUUUAUCUUGAUGAAAUCUGGGUUGGGAUGGUAUUUGGGUCAUCUGUGGUAAAAAACUAGUUCAAACAAUAGAAAAACCUUGUGUAGACAAUAGAGGUUACAGUUUUCAUUCAAUCUUUAUGAAAUUUGGUCAGAAUGUUUAUCUUGAUAAAAUCUGGGUUGAAAUUGUAUUUGGGUAAUCUGGGGUAAAAAACUAGGUCACUAGUUCAAAUAAUAUAAAAAAAACUUGUGUAGACAAUAGAGGUCACAGUUUUCACCAGAUCUUUAUGAAAUUUGGUCAGAAUGUUUAUCUUGACGAAAUCUGGGUUGGGAUUGUAUUUGGGUCAUCUGUGGUCAAAAGAUAGGUCACUAGGUCAAAUCAUAGAAAAACCUUGUGUAGACAAUAGAGGUCACAAUUUCCAUUAGAUCUUUAUGAAAUUUUGUCAGAAUGUUUGUCUUGAUGAAAUCUGGAUUGGGAAAGUAUUUGGGUCAUCUGGGGUCAAAAACUAGGUCACUAGGUCAAAUCAUAGAAAAACCUUGUGUAGAUAAUAGAGGUCAUAGUUUUCAUCUGAUCUUAAUGAGUCAGGUGAGCAAUUCAGGGCCAUCAUGCCCCUCUUGUUUAUUAUUUUGGAACAUGCCAAUUGAAAUUUUCAAAUUCUGUUUUAACUUGAAAAUAUCGAUGGAUACUUAUGAACUGUUAGAAUUGCAAAAUAUAAUUUUUGUACAUUGAUUAUAAAAUACUUUCAUUUUCUAUAAGGAACCAGAUAUUAGGCAAUAAAAUGAAAUAAUGUAUGCAGACAUAAUAUUUAUCAAAUAAGUCCCAUAAUUCAGAAAGAUACCAAUUAUGUUAUAUUAUAAACAACAAUUGUGUUCUUCGAAACAUAUAUUCAUAUGUACGUUACCCAUGACAUUAAAUUUCUACACAGACAA
This is a messenger RNA of Dreissena polymorpha, 10932 nucleotides long. Its product is annotated as potassium voltage-gated channel subfamily H member 2-like. Gene Ontology annotation, biological process: membrane repolarization during action potential; potassium ion transmembrane transport. The transcript has 18 exons. Lineage: Eukaryota; Metazoa; Mollusca; Bivalvia; Myida; Dreissenidae. Bases 33 to 3980 code for a protein of 1315 amino acids. The record is from RefSeq and is a predicted model, not a curated record. Gene Ontology annotation, molecular function: inward rectifier potassium channel activity. Gene Ontology annotation, cellular component: membrane.